This is a messenger RNA of Corythoichthys intestinalis (scribbled pipefish), 3754 nucleotides long. Its product is annotated as RNA-binding Raly-like protein. Bases 2355 to 3227 code for a protein of 290 amino acids. Gene Ontology annotation, molecular function: RNA binding. The transcript is spliced from 9 exons. Gene Ontology annotation, cellular component: nucleus. NCBI's taxonomy places the organism in Eukaryota, Metazoa, Chordata, Actinopteri, Syngnathiformes, Syngnathidae. The record is from RefSeq and is a predicted model, not a curated record.
UUUUCUUUUUGUCUUUCUUGUUUUGUUGUUGGUGUUCGGGCCACAGCUGUUGUGCGCAUGCAUUGCUCCAAUUCAUCCCGCACAUCUACGCAGGACACAUACGUGCUCGUGGAAUCGUUUGGACACGCUCGCCUCUUUUAGCAGCAUCCACCUUUUGCUUCAUCUCCCGCCCCCGGUCUCUACACUGGCUCCUUUUGCUUAGGUUUUGGGGGCAAUUUUACUUGGAUUUUUUAAAAAAACAUGUCUUUAUUUUUGAAUUUUUUGUCAGUGUUAGUGGUGGAAUUGAAAGAAUUUUGAUUUUGGAGGAUUUUGAUUGUUUUCCGGCAGGUGUGAAUUGAACUUUGCUGGAGUUUUUCAUGCAGAUGCCAGGUGAACUUUUGUUGUAGGACUGCAAUUUUUAAUUAGUUUUUCUUCAGCAUUUUUAGCUAAUGGGAAAAAGUGUUUUUUAUGUGGAAGAAAAUAAAAAAAAAUAAAAGAUACAGUAUUUAUAAAUAUAUAUUUUUAUGCAAUAAAACAUGACAAAAAUAUACAAAAUGUUAAUAGUAAAUUAUUAGACGGCUAAAUUAAAAAAAAACAUAGUUAUGUGAUAAAAAUAUUAGAAAAUACAAGAUUAUGAAUUCAAAAAUUUGAAUAAAAUACCCUCUCACCAAGCUGCUUGCUUAUUUUCCUGUAGCCCAUCCCAGCCUUUUGCAGGUCUAUUAUUUUAUCCCUGAUGUCCUUAAACAGCUCUUUGGUCUUGGCCAUUGUGGAGAGGUUAGAGUUUGUUUGUUUGAGCACGUGAACAGGUGUCUUUUAUACAGGUAACAAGUUCAAACAGGUGCAGUUACUUCCGGUAAUGAGUGGAGAACAGGAGGGGUUCUUAAAAAAGAACUGAGAGCCGAAAUAUUUACUAUUUGGUAAUGUAUCAAAUACUUAUUUCAUGCAGUUAAAUACAAAUUUAUUAUUGAAGAUUUAUACAAUGUGAUUUUCUGGAUUUUUGUAUUAGAUUCCGUCCCUCACAGUUGAAGAGAACUUAUGAUACAAAUUACAGACCUCUACAUGGCUUGCAAGUGGGAAAACCAGCAAAAUCGUCAGUGUAUCAAAUACUUGUUCUCCCCACUGUAUAUGAAACCGUAAAGUUUGAAAGCCAACUGCGACAUUGCAAUUGCAAGAGAUGCGUCUUUUGCCCAAAAGAUGGCGUAGUCCCCUCCGAAAUCAGGUCGCGUUUUCUAUGCGAAACUGUGUAAAAUUUUGUCAAAGUCUGCUCAGCCAUUUUGGAGUCCAUAGGGAACGAACACACACACAAAGUUCCAUUUAUACUGUAUAUAAGCAUAUUAUGUUGAAUAUGAUGUAAUGUGUAGGCCUGUCGCGAUAACAAAUUUUAGUGUGCGAUAAUUUAUUACAUAAAUUGUUGCGAUAUGCGAUAUUAUUGCACCCCCCCCAAUUAAAAAAAAAAUACAAUAACACUGUGAGAAUACAGUAUAUAUUAAUAGAUCAUGUACACCCAUUUAAACGCAAUAAAUGUUUACCCUUAAAUUCAAAAAUACUUUUUAGGAAAUCACAACUAAAAACAAUAGACCAUGCCUCUUUUAAGUAAAAGAUAACAAUAUUAAUACUGCACAGAAACACAGAAGAUAUAAAAUGUGUUUUUUAACAAAAAUAAAAUUGCACUUAAGGAUUUAAGCAUCUAGGCAAAUGAAAACGUUUCCCCUCAUAGCUUCUGCUAUGUCGUUCCAUGUGUAAUACAGUGGUACCUCUAAAUACGGAGUUAAUUCGUUCCAGGAGCUUGUUUGUAAGUCGAAAUGGUCAUAUGUCGAGCAGGAUUUUCCCAUAAGAAUACAUUAUAAUUCCAAUAAUUUGUUCCACAGCCCGAAAACCCACACUAUAUCCAAAAUAAGUGCUGCUGUUACCAUUGCAAAUAGUAAUUACAAAGAGCAAAACAAAUAAAAUAUGAAUACAAAUCAGAAUAACAAUAAUAUAAUAGCAAUAAUAACAAUAAUACAGUACAGUACCUGUAAUAAUGUAACAAAUUGGCUUCUAAUGUGGCAGACUUUUUUUUCUGUACCUGAACGCACCACGGGGCUGACAUUAAGCAGGAGAGCGCUAUUUUACUUUCUGUUUCGAUCCUGGCGUCAACAGCAGUGGACACUUGACGAGUUGAUGGAAUAAAUGAUUUGAAACCUGACGAAGCUAGCGAUUUCUUAGGCGAUGUUACCACCAUAAGAACUGUCACCUUAACUUAUAAAGACUGGCGAACGGAGGGGGACCGCUGGCCGAGAUCGGCAUUCUACGACCCAGUUCAUGGAUGCACACACUGUGCUUAUAUUUUGCUAUCAUUCACAUCUUCAUUUCAAUGGCACUGCGGCAGGUCUAGGAUGACCGGCAAGAGUCAGACCAGCAACGUGACCAACAAGAAUGACCCGCGCUCGCUCAACUCCCGCGUCUUCAUUGGCAACCUCAACACUGCGGUGGUGAGCAAGGCCGACAUCGAGGCCAUCUUCGCCAAGUACGGCAAGAUCGUGGGCUGCUCCGUGCACAAAGGCUACGCUUUCGUCCAGUAUGCCAGUGAGAGGAACGCCCGGGCGGCCGUCUCGGGCGAGAACAACAGGGUCAUUGCGGGACAGUCAUUAGACAUCAACAUGGCAGGAGAGCCCAAACCAUACCGGCCCAAGAUGACCACCAAGAGGCCAUUGUCAUCCCUCUACAGUGGCUAUGAGUUUGACUAUGACUACUACAGAGAUGACUUCUACAGCAGACUGCUUGAGUACCAUGGUCGUGUGAUGCCGCCCACCAGGGCCGUCAUCCCGGUCAAGCGCUCUCGGCUCGUUGUGCCGUCCACCCCACGUAGAGUCAAGUCUUCAUUCUCUGUCCGGGCCUGCUCUUCCCCAUCUUCUUCCUCUUCUUCUUCUUCCUCCCGGCUGGUCAACGUUGCCUCAUCUGUCACAGGACCCAAGCUGAAGACAGACCAGCUGCUGAGCAUCAAAAAGGAACUGUCGCAAAUCAAGACCAAGAUAGACUCCCUGCUGGGGAGGCUUGACAAAUUUGAAAGGCAGCAUGAGAUGCAGAGGAAACAUGAGGAGGCCUGUGAAUGUCACCACGACGACCAGCCCGACCACUCUGGCGGAGAGGAUCUGGGGCCGACGGCAGAGGCCGAGGCAGGGGAGAUGACAGACGGGGGCGACGAUUACUUUGAGGAUGAGGGUGCGGGUGACAUGAUGGAGAACCACAUAUCGGAUAUUGAAAACUAACCAAGUUACACAUCACGGAAGUCUGCGGCUCACAAAAGAUUGCAGAAGAGUAGACCAGCAAAGCCUCCAUGAACCGGAAGGACUGUUUGAAAUGAAAAAGCAGCUAUGGAGGGGAUGGCUAGAUUGUUGAUUGAGUGUUUGCCUCAUCAGAUUAAAAGAGAACAACAACAUUGACACUCCUAAUAUGUUUGUCAUCCAAACUAGUUUUCAAUGGCAAGAUCAAUCAAAAAGAGCAAUUGACCGCAAACUUUUAAAUCCAAUGCCACUAUGGUCUAUAUUGUCUUUAAUUCUGAUUUACAGCAAAUGUAUGUUGAAAAAAUAUGAAUGUAAGAGGAACACUUCAUGUGCUUUGCUAUACUUGUACAGUCAUUUUGUCUUUUUUCUGUCAUGCAUCGUAUAAUGUCCCUUUGGCAAAUUCUGUCGAAGAAAAUAUUUUUUACAAUCAGCAUGUAAAAACAUAAAAAGUGACUAUCAUGGACUAUUCAUUGCAUUGGUUGUACAGCUAUGAAUGAGAAUAUUGUAGGUUU